GGCGAGCGAGGCGGGGGCGCGGUGGGCCGCUGGCGAACUCCGGGGAGGAACGGGUUGCCCUUUGGCGCCCGAGGGGUUCUCGCCGUUUCCUCAGCUCCUGCGUCCUGGCUGCCCUCCGGGGGAUCGGCUCCCUUCGCUGCGACGGAGAAGAUAGCUCGCUGAGCUGGAACCCCACAGAUCGCCAGUGAAAAUGAAGGCGGCGGAUGAGCCUGCCUACCUGACAGUGGGAACUGAUGUCAGUGCCAAGUACCGAGGUGCCUUCUGUGAGGCAAAAAUUAAGACUGUGAAAAGGCUGGUAAAAGUUAAGGUACUCCUGAAACAGGAUAAUACUACACAAUUGGUGCAGGACGAUCAAGUAAAGGGUCCUUUAAGAGUUGGAGCUAUUGUUGAAACAAGGACAUCUGAUGGAUCCUUUCAGGAAGCUAUUAUCAGCAAGUUGACAGAUGCUAGUUGGUAUACUGUGGUGUUUGAUGAUGGUGAUGAGAGAACACUGAGACGCACUUCACUUUGCCUAAAAGGAGAGAGACAUUUUGCCGAGAGUGAGACACUUGACCAGCUUCCCUUAACAAAUCCAGAGCAUUUUGGAACUCCUGUAAUUGCAAAGAAGACGAACAGAGGAAGGAGGUCAUCUCUUCCUGUUAAUGAAGAUGAAAAGGAAGAAGAAAGUAGUGAAGAGGAAGAUGACGAUAAGCGACGUCUCAAUGACGAAUUGUUAGGAAAAGUUGUAAGUGUGAUAUCAACAUCUGAGAAGACUGAUGGGUAUCCUGCUUUGGUAAUAUCUCCCAGCUGUAAUGAUGACAUCACAGUGAAAAAAGACCAGUGUUUAGUUCGAUCAUUUAUCGAUUCUAAAUUUUAUUCUAUAGCAAGAAAGGAUAUCAAGGAAAUAGAUAUUCUCAAUCUACCUGAAUCUGAGCUCUCUGCUAAACCAGGGCUUCAGAAAGCAAGCAUCUUCUUAAAAACCAGAAUUGUUCCUGAUAAUUGGAAAAUGGAUAUAAGUGAAAUCCUUGAAUCAUCCAGUAGUGAUGAUGAAGAUGGUCCAGCUGAAGAACAUGAUGAAGAGAAGGAAAAGGAAACCAAAAAAGAAGAAGAAGAGGUGCCUGAGGAAGAACUUGAUCCUGAAGAGAGGGACAACUUCCUCCAACAGCUUUAUAAGUUUAUGGAAGACAGAGGUACUCCAAUCAACAAACCACCUGUUUUGGGCUAUAAAGAUCUCAAUCUCUUCAAACUCUUUAGACUGGUUUAUCAUCAAGGUGGAUGUGACAAUAUUGAUAGUGGUGCUGUAUGGAAGCAAAUUUAUAUGGACCUUGGCAUUCCUAUUUUGAAUUCAGCUGCUUCCUACAAUGUAAAAACUGCUUAUAGAAAGUAUCUCUAUGGUUUUGAGGAAUACUGCCGUUCUGCAAAUAUUCAGUUCAGAACUGUUCACCACCAUGAACCAAAAGUAAAAGAGGAAAAAAAAGAGUUAGAAGAAUCAAUGGAAGAGGCUCUAAAAGUAGAUCAAGAAAUGCCUUUAGUAGAAGUGAAGAGUGAACCUGAGGAGAAUAUUGAUUCAAAUAGUGAAAGUGAAAGAGAAGAAAUAGAAUUAAAAUCUCCAAGGGGACGAAGGAGAAUAGCUCGAGAUGCAAAUUCUAUUAAAAAGGAAAUUGAAGAAGACAAGACAGAAGACAAAUUGAAAGACAAUGAUACAGAGAAUAAAGAUGUAGUUGAGGACUAUGAAACCGUGGAGAGAAAAGAAAACGAGUUACUGCUGGGGAGAAAAAAUACACCAAAGCAAAAGGAGAAGAAAAUUAAAAAGCAGGAGGAUUCUGAUAAAGACUCAGAUGAAGAGGAAGAAAAAAGCCAAGAGAGGGAAGAAACUGAAAGCAAAUGUGACUCUGAUGGGGAGGAAGAUGAGGAAGACAUGGAACCCUGCCUAACAGGAACCAAAGUGAAAGUAAAAUAUGGUCGAGGAAAAACGCAGAAAAUCUAUGAAGCUAGUAUUAAAAGCACUGAAAUUGAUGAUGGAGAAGUUUUAUACUUGGUACAUUACUAUGGAUGGAAUGUCAGGUAUGAUGAAUGGGUGAAGGCUGACAGGAUAAUCUGGCCUUUGGACAAAGGUGGACCAAAGAAAAAACAGAAGAAAAAAGCAAAAAAUAAAGAAGACAGUGAAAAGGAUGACAAGAGGGAUGAGGAGAGGCAGAAGUCAAAACGAGGACGACCUCCUUUAAAAUCUACCCUUUCAUCAAACAUGCCAUAUGGUUUGUCUAAGACUCCAAACAGUGAAGGAAAAUCAGGUACCAGAAGUGCUCGCAGCAGUAUGCCAGACAGCUCACCUCUGUCAAAUGGAAUGGAAGACUCCUGCUCAUCUGAUAGUGAAACAGAAGACCUUUUAGAAAAGAAUUUGAUGAAUGAAGAACUUUCUCCUGAUAUUAAAGAACUAGAAAAAAAUGAACACUUGAAUGACGAUAAACUAGAUGAAGAAAAUCCAAAGAUUGCUGCACAUAUAUUAAAAGAAAACGAAAGGACACAAAUGCAGCCUUUAGAAACACUGAAGUUAGAAGUUGGAGAGAAUGAACAAAUAGUACAGAUUUUUGGAAAUAAAGUGGAACAAGGAGAAGAAGUUAAGAAAGAGGCUGAAAAAUCUCCUAAAGGAAAGGGAAGACGAAGCAAGACAAAAGAUCUUUCUUUAGAAAUUAUAAAGAUUUCAUCAUUUAGCCAGGAUGAAGCAGGAAGUGAAUCUCAUAUAGAAGCUCAGAGUCUAGAAUUUUCUUCACUAGACAGUAAAAAUUUUUCCUCUACUGCUGAAGAUGAAAUUGACCAGUGUACAAAAGAAAAAAAGUUGAAACGGAAAUUACUGGGACAGUCAUCACCAGAGAAAAAAACAAGAAUCGAGAAUGGAAUGGAAAUGACAAACAGCGUAUCUCAAGAAAAGACCAGUGACUGUAUUGCAUCUGAGGGAAUGAAAAACUUAAAUUUUGAACAACAUUUUGAAGUAGAAAAUGAAGAAAUGCCAUCAUUAAUAGCAGAGUCCAACCAACGCAGUCAAGAAUUGACUAGUGAAAAAUUUGACAGUCCAGCUGAAGAAACUGUAAAUACUCCACUAAAAGAAGAAGAGGAUGCAAUGCCUCUGAUUGGGCCUGAGACCUUGGUUUGCCAUGAAGUAGACUUGGAUGAUUUGGAUGAGAAGGAUAAGACCAGUAUUGAAGAUGUAGUAGUUGAAAACUCUGAGCCUAACUCUCUUGUUUCUAUUCCACCUGCCCUACCUCCUGUUGUACAGCAUCACUUUUCAGUAGCUUCACCACUUACUCUCAGUCAAGAUGAGUCUCGAAGUAUAAAAAGUGAGAGUGACAUAACCAUUGAAGUUGAUAGCAUUGCUGAAGAAUCUCAAGAAGGUCUCUGUGAGAGGGAAUCUGCAAAUGGGUUUGAAGCCGGUGUUGCCUCUGGUACCUGUAGUAUAAUUGUUCAAGAAAGAGAGAACAGAGAGAAGGGUCAGAAAAGGCCAAAUGAUGGAAAUAGUGGAUUAUUGGCAAAAAAGCAAAAGCGUACCCCAAAGCGAACAAGUGCUGUAGCCAAAACUGAAAAGAAUGGAACAGGACAAAGCAGUGAUAGUGAAGAUCUUCCUGUCCUGGACAAUUCAAGUAAAUGUACACCAGUAAAGCAUCUUAGUGUGUCUAAGCCACAGAAGCUUGCACGAUCUCCUGCAAGGAUUUCCCCUCACAUCAAAGAUGGAGAAAAAGAUAAACACAGGGAUAAACAUCCAAAUUCAUCCCCUAGAACAUAUAAAUGGAGCUUUCAACUCAAUGAAUUAGAUAAUAUGAACAGUACAGAGAGAAUCUCUUUUCUCCAAGAAAAAUUACAAGAAAUAAGAAAAUAUUACAUGUCUUUGAAAUCCGAAGUGGCAACCAUAGACAGGAGGAGAAAAAGAUUAAAAAAGAAAGACAGAGAAGUGUCUCAUGCAGGAGCCUCCAUGUCAUCUGCUUCGUCAGACACUGGAAUGAGCCCAUCAUCAUCAUCUCCCCCACAAAAUGUGCUUGCUGUAGAAUGCAGGUGAUGAACGCUUUCUCUGCCUUCCCAGCAGUUUGCUGCCAUGGACAUAAAUCCCAAAACCCUGAAAUACAACCACAGAAAGCACUCAACUGGUUUGACAUUGCUAAGUAUAUCCUGUAUACUUUUCCAGGCUGGAUUGUAUCUAUUCCCUCUCUUUUCUUUUUUUUUCUGUUGCAAACAAUAAGCUGAUUAAUAACUGAAGGUUAGGCAGCCUGCCAUAUUUGUCAUAAUUUUUCCUAAUUUUUCAUUUUUUGUGAAGAUAGAAAAAGGGCACUUAGCAAAUUUGAAUUUGUAUAAUAAAGCUUUCAAAUGUUAUAGAAAUCAUAGACAAGCAAGUGCACAUGAUAAACAUCAAAAUAUUAUCCAGCUGAAUAGUGACUGCUGCACUUUCACUAAGAUGUAUUUGAACACUUGGUGAGUAGGGGGUUUAUGUUGUGUUUUUUUUUUUAAUUAUUGUUGCUGUUGUUUUUUUAUUUUUGUGGAAGCACUUGCUAUUUAGAACUGCCAAAGUAUAUGUUCAGCAGUGUGCCCAGGUUUAAAGGUGUAAAUGGGACAAAAUAAAUUGUGAAAGGAAGUGUAGUUGACUGAAAACUACAGUUGUAAUAAGUCUUCCACUUUUUAUAGGAUUUUUGAGCACACAAUUAUGCAAAUAUUUUAAUGUUUAUUAAUGUUUACAGUGGAAUUGUGAAUAAGUUUUCAGUGGACUAUCUUAUCCCUUGACAAAAAUAUUUUGUCUUUUUUCUAUGUAAUUUCAGAGUUUUUAUUUUGUUACAAAAAGACAAAAAUGAAAUAUAUAACAACAAUGAAGUUAUUUAACAAGAUUUCUAAAGCUGAAAAUUUUGUGUAAAAUAAGGUAUUAUCUUGCAACUUGUUAAAUAUAUUUAUUCAGACAUUG
Messenger RNA from Acinonyx jubatus (cheetah), 4918 nucleotides. It is a transcript of the gene ARID4A, whose product is annotated as AT-rich interaction domain 4A. Gene Ontology annotation, molecular function: transcription cis-regulatory region binding. Bases 191 to 4027 code for a protein of 1278 amino acids. Gene Ontology annotation, biological process: regulation of transcription by RNA polymerase II. Gene Ontology annotation, cellular component: nucleus. The record is from RefSeq and is a predicted model, not a curated record. Lineage: Eukaryota; Metazoa; Chordata; Mammalia; Carnivora; Felidae. The transcript has 24 exons.